This is a messenger RNA of Danaus chrysippus (African queen), 699 nucleotides long. NCBI's taxonomy places the organism in Eukaryota, Metazoa, Arthropoda, Insecta, Lepidoptera, Nymphalidae. The record is from the annotation of a GenBank genome assembly.
AUGCUAAUAGUUCGUACGACAUCAAACUUAACUGAUGUCAAACAAAAUUAUAACUCGACUUUCAAGGACUAUCUGGAUAAGUUCAAACCUAGUCAGAUAUGGAUGGAGGUUGAGGAAAGAAAUAGAUUGAAAGGCUUAAACAGCACACUGAAAGACGAAUUAGAGACGAUACUGAAACGCAUGGACCCGACGGAUGAACUACUAGCGGUGAAAGUCAAAAACGGAAACCCUAGAGUAGUGAUCGAUAAGAAUAAAGACGCUAGGAGACAAUAUAAGCCACCAGGGAGGAUAGCGUAUACGAAAUUCGAUCAGUUCAAAGUGAGGAACAGGCUGCUCGAGCUGAUGAAGCAGGCGAUAUACCAGGCCAGAAACAAAAUGAUCAUCAUGCAGGACCUAAGGGCAAAAUACAAUAAGAUAUCCGUCUACAAGAUGGGCUUCCUCAUGUCCAAAACAGAUAACGCGUGUAGAAUUUUCGCCACUUUCGCCUACAAAUCAUUUAAAUUCUGCACGUUGCAGAGACAGUACUCUCUCAAGAAUUUCAAUCUGCUGCAAAACUUAGAAGCAAUAGAAAGGUUGAUAGACCUAUGGUUUGAUGUGGACCUACUCAUAGAUCUGGUCUUCCUCAACCAUGACAACUGCCUGCGCAUGUUGAGAAUGGUUAUAAGUAAUAGGAAACAUGCUUGGAAAUUCGUUGACUAA